CGGAAGUUAGUUUUUCCUGCUGUAGAAUACACGGCGGUCCAGCGUGUGUAGUGCCAUGGUCGGGAAACAAAAAUGUUUGAGUUUUUAACAACCGCGGUGGUUUGAACGAAGUAUUUUCGCAUCAAGGCCGCUCGUCCUUCGCCUCCUCUCGGACAUGGCUGUCGGGUAUGGGCUCUAGACUCCAGCGGAGGGCGUGAAGAGGAUGGGCUCAGUGUCUCUGUGCCUGAGGAGAUGUCUCUGGGUCGGCUCCUACGGCGUGCCUCCUCCAAGGCAUCUGACCUCCUGACGUUUAACCCCGGUGCGGGCGGCUCCGUGCUGCGCCCAGGUCUAGAUGGCGAGAUCAUCUUCUCCAAAAAUAACGUUUGCGUGCACCCCGCAGAGCCGCUGCCUGGCCUUGCCGAGCACCACCCAGGUUAUCUAUGUGUGCACGUGGAAAAGGAUGAGAGUUUUGGGACCACUUUGAUUCUGACCUGGGUGCCUAAUUCCCGCAUCCAGAGGCAGGAUGAGGAGGCCCUGCGGUACAUCACACCAGAGAGCUCUCCUGUACGCAGGAACGCCCGCCGCAGAGGCCGACGCCCACGCUCUCGUCCCCCAGCAGCCCAGGAGGAAGAUGAGGAUGAGGAGAGGAACAUUUCCAGCAGCACCUCCUUGAAGAGCCAGAGCCUGGCGGCUGAGGUUGGGGCAGAUUCCUCAUCACAGCAGCAGCUGCCGUCAGCUGGAGAGGAGCUGGACGAGGGUUCCUGUGAGCUGUCGGACGAAGUGAGUCGAGACAGCACCAUGGGGUCGGACUCGGACACCUUCUCCUCCCCCUUCUGCCUGUCGCCAGUCAGUGAGGCCUUGUGUGAGAGCAGCGGUUCUGUCUUCCUGGACAACGAGAGCAGAGAGCUAUGUGAGGAAUCCAUGAACCACUCAGCCAGCUCUGCAUCAAGUCUGGACAGCCACGCCCCCUCUGAGAGCUGCAGCCAGUUGCAGGGCAUGCGGUGGGAAGAGCAGCAGAAGCUGCUGGCUCUGGAGCAGUUGUGUGGGGUUUUUAGAGUGGACCUGGGUCACAUGAGGUCACUGAGACUCUUCUUCAGCGACGAGGCAUGCACUAGUGGCCAACUAGUUAUAGCUAGCAGAGAAAGCCAGUAUAAGAUCCUCCACUUUCAUCAUGCGGGUUUGGACAAGCUGGUCGAAGUCUUCCACCAGUGGAAAUGCUGCAGAGAGACUCAGCCUAAGGACCAGGUUUCAGAUGAGCGGUCCUGCAUGCAGUUUUCCAUUCAGAGGCCCACCCUGCCAUCAGCCGAGACCCACCCGGAGGAGAAGCUUUAUCGACGCUUGGACGUGACCUCCUGGCUGCACCACCUCAACCAAGAUGGACAGGUGGAGGAGGAAUACAAGCUACGCAAGGCCAUCUUUUUCGGCGGCAUCGACCCAUCAAUCCGUGGCGAGGUGUGGCCCUUCCUGCUGCACUACUACAGCUACGAUUCCACCUCUCAGGAAAGGGAAGCCUGGAGGUUGCAGAAACGCACUGAAUAUUACGACAUCCAGCAGAGGAGACUGUCCAUGAGCCCUGAAGAGCACAGUGAGUUCUGGAGAAAGGUCCAGUUCACCGUGGAUAAAGAUGUGGUCAGAACAGACCGGAGCAACCAGUUCUUUAGAGGAGAGAAUAACCAGAAUGUGGAGAUCAUGAGGCGAAUUCUGCUCAACUAUGCAGUGUUUAAUCCUGACAUGGGUUACUGCCAGGGCAUGUCUGACCUGGUGGCCCCCCUCCUCACGGAGAUCCAGGAUGAAAGUGACACCUUCUGGUGUUUUGUCGGCCUCAUGGAGAACACCAUCUUCAUUAGCUCGCCAAGGGACGAGGACAUGGAGCGGCAGCUGAUGUACCUGCGCGAGCUGCUGCGCCUCAUGCUUCCACGUUUUCACCAGCACCUCACGAGGCUCGGCGAGGACGGCCUCCAGCUGCUCUUCUGCCAUCGCUGGAUCCUGCUCUGCUUUAAACGCGAGUUUCCCGACACGGAGGCCUUACGCAUGUGGGAGGCCUGCUGGGCACAUUACCAGACGGAUUACUUCCACUUGUUCCUGUGCGUGGCCAUCAUUGUUCUCUAUGGGGAGGAUGUGACGGAGCAGCAGCUCGCCACCGACCAAAUGCUGCUCCAUUUCAGCAACCUCUCUAUGCACAUGAAUGGAGAACUGGUGCUGCGGAAGGCCCGGAGCCUUCUCUACCAGUUCCGCCUCCUUCCCAGGAUCCCAUGCAGCUUGCAUGACCUUUGUAAACUGUGUGGCCCGGGUAUGUGGGACAGCCGCUACAUCCCCACCGUGGAGUGUUCGGGGGAACACCCGGACUCACAGAGCUGCCCCUAUGGAGGCACAUCGACCCCACAGCCCUCCUCGCCCUCCCCGUCGUCCUCGCCAAACUCAACCCCUACGCCUCUUCUGGAAGGAAAGAGGGGCUUCAAAAAGAGGGACAUUUUCACCUUUCGGAAGCAGUCCUGAGGUGGACGACAGAUCCUCCUGCACCUAAAUGUUCCUUUGCUUAAUCAGGAGUUUUCUGUCUUUUCCUGUGCUGCAAUGUUGAACACUGCCUUACCAGAAUGUUAUUUUCAGCGUUCUGUAUCACACGAAUCUGGGAUGGAGAUGGUUUGCUGCCAGACAACAGAGAAGCUGCUUUCCUCACUGAGCAGAACUGACAAUCACCAGCGACUGUGUCGGUCUGAGCUUCUUCAAGUUCAGGGCUGCUGCUGCUGGCUUGGCAUUCUUCCACGGGCUUUGUGGGCAGGGGGUCACACCGGGGUCUGAGGCAAGUGGGAGGAAUUCCUGCAGACUCUGAUUCAGGGUCAAAAGACUUGAACUUAACCUUUUGUCUGCUCACAGUGGAAUGUUUGUGUGAAAAUCCAGUUAUUUGUGCACAUUUGAAAGUCUGAGCAGGAUAUUUUGACAUGAAAUCCAAAAUUUUGACUAGAACAGAGAAGAGUUAUCCUAUUGGUUUGCUGAAUCAUUUCAUCCUAAACCAAGUAAAUACUUGCCAUUUUGUCACCAAACAAAUAUUAAGCAAUAUUAUAAUCUUGCAUGAUGAAUUCUUUUGACAUAUAAAGGGCACUGCAUAUUAUUGUUAAGAAUACUUCACUGAAAAGCAGAACUAUUUGUGCGAGUGUGGCACCUGCUUUUUGAUGGGGCUGCAAAUAUUUCCUCAUUGGCCAAUAAUGCAAAGUCCUUGUAAUUUUUAUUUCUAAAAAAAAAAAAGAAAUCUCUGACGGAGCCUGGAAAAACAGCUCUGAUCAUGUUUCCAUUCCGGAUGUGAACCGGUGUCCAUUAGAGCCAGAAAUCCUUUGUUUUGUUUUUUACUCAUCUCUAUUUUUUUAUUUUGAACUAAUACAGAAGAAUCAGUUUCUCUAAAUCUGUUGCUUUCCCCUCAUCACAGGCAUCAACUUUUAAUCUUUGAGACCCAAAGAGAUCCCUGAACAUCUGGUGAGCUGGAAGGCUUCAUAAUUCCUCUUUUAUUAUACCAGGCAUCUUGAGAGGAAUCCAUGGGAGGAAAAUAAAGAAGCAAGACCCCUGUUUAAGUUUUGCCUAUAUUGUAAUGUUGCCUCAGGUGUUACAGUGUGUUUUUCCACUUGGAGUCCCAGUCACAUUUCUAACUGCUUCUCUUUGUCUUGAACUUCUGAUGACAAGCAGGUGUAGAAACAAAACCAAAAAAACAAGUGAAUUAUGGAAAAAAAUAUGCAGUGUGUGUUCAUCUCAUGGAUCCAUUUAAACCACAUUGUUUACACAAACACAAGUCACACUUUGUUUAAAGGGUUGAGUUGUGAUCAUGAAUGUACAAGUUUCAGUUCAGCUUUGAAUGUUCAUGUUUUACUGUGCACCACACAGAAGGAACUUACUAUAAGCAUUAAUAAAAACAUGAUAAUAAACCA
Molecule: messenger RNA, 3893 nt
Organism: Oryzias latipes (Japanese medaka)
Lineage: Eukaryota; Metazoa; Chordata; Actinopteri; Beloniformes; Adrianichthyidae
Gene: tbc1d16
Product: TBC1 domain family, member 16
Biological process (GO): activation of GTPase activity
Cellular component (GO): early endosome
Molecular function (GO): GTPase activator activity
Source: RefSeq, a predicted model, not a curated record